AUGGCACUCGUUGACUACUCCUCCGACUCGAGCGUCGUCACAGCCGAUUCUGAGAUCGCCCCUCCCCCGGCCAAGAAACAGCGAUCCGGCGGCGGGCCCGAUGGCAAAGGGGGCGAAGCAUCCCAUCCGACUGCCUCAGAUCUGCCACCUCUUCCCGAAUCGUUUCACGAUCUCUAUGCCUCCAGUGUGCGCCAGAGUGUCUCGGAUGACCCCAGCCUGCACAACGGCCGAAAGCGAUUGACACCGCAUGUCGCGGGCAACUGGCCCUCCCACGUUUAUAUUGAGUGGCAUCCUACUACAGAGCAACAUGCACUCUUGGUCGAGUUUCUCGACGCUGCCCAGAAGCAGCUCGGCACCACCCACAGGCUGCAUUCUUUCCUGACCUCGGAUCUUAACGCCCCCUUGCCACUUCAUAUCUCGCUCUCGAAAUCCCUGUCACUGACCACCGCCAACAAGGACGCCUUCCUAGACGCGCUCACUUCGUCCUUGCGUCCCACCUCGGCCGCUGUCAAAGGACCCUUUACGGUCUCUCCCAGCGGUCUCGCCUUCUACAAGUCUCCUGACUCGGACCGCGCCUUCCUUGUCCUCCGUGUGGCCGACCCCAAGGCCAAACCUCCCAUUCCCGGUACGAGCGCCAACCCCCAGCUGCGCGAGCUCCUCCGCCGAUGCAACACCGUAGCCUCUUCCCGCGGGCUGCCCACGCUGUACGCGUCCAGAGACCAAGUCGAAGCCGCCAACAAGGGCGAAGCUGACGCUGAGGCGGACGCCCUUGUUGACAAUGCCUUCCACGUCAGCAUCGCCUGGACGUUCGCCCUGCCCGACGAGGAGAUGUGCAUACGGACGUAUCGCAUCUUCCGCGCGCCCUCGUUCAAGAAGCUUCGGAACUGGGAGGUGCGCGUGUCGGGUGUCAAGGUGAAGAUUGGCAACGUCGUGACGCAUGUUCUUCUUGGCAAUGGCAAGGUAGCGGGAGGUGGUCGUAGCAGCAGGGAGAGCAGUCGCAGCGCGAGGAGUCCGACGGGAGACGAUUCUCCAUAUUAA
Messenger RNA from Verticillium dahliae VdLs.17, 1038 nucleotides. RefSeq lists its product as uncharacterized. The transcript has 2 exons. Gene Ontology annotation, molecular function: 3'-5'-RNA exonuclease activity. Gene Ontology annotation, biological process: U6 snRNA 3'-end processing. The coding region runs from base 1 to 1038 and encodes 345 amino acids. NCBI's taxonomy places the organism in Eukaryota, Fungi, Ascomycota, Sordariomycetes, Glomerellales, Plectosphaerellaceae. The record is from RefSeq and is a predicted model, not a curated record. Gene Ontology annotation, cellular component: nucleus.